This is a messenger RNA of Moneuplotes crassus, 803 nucleotides long. The record is from the annotation of a GenBank genome assembly. Lineage: Eukaryota; Ciliophora; Spirotrichea; Euplotida; Euplotidae.
CUUCAUUAAAAUUUUACUAUCCAUCUUAACAAUAAGAUUCCUUGAGCUAUUACAUGGGAUCUCUAUAUAAAAACUUAAAAUUUUAGCUUCAUAAUAAUAAAAAUGGAUUUGAACAGUUUUUCUAGAAAUGCAGAUUUGUUUUGUGGAUCGUCCUGGAGCUACUCUGGCAUCAUCCAGAAGCUUAGUGCUAUGUACUGAGCAUGCCAACCACAGGAGGGGACAUUAGUCUAUCAUGAUUACUGUGACUGCUCUUCUCAGAAGCCGCCUGCGAUGUCUGUUGCUCAAUUUAGCAUUGAUGAAUCUCGACAAACAGCCUCUGAUAUGAAAAUUUUUCAUCAAAAAUCUGAGCAAAUUCCUAAUGCUAAUGUAUCUAAGCAUAAACUUAAACAAGAUAAACAGUCUUCUAAAAUUGUUGGUAAAAGAAGCAGAAAGACUACAGAAAUUGAUAUACAACAAAGCCUCCUUAACCUGAGAAAUCAGAUUCUCAAUCGAAGAGUGACUGGGUUUAACCGUUCCCAAAAGAGGGCAAGAUCAGACAAUUCAAAAUCUCUCAGAAGAAGAUCUCAUUACAUUGGAGUUUCCAGAAACAACGAUAACUGGCAAGCUCUCAUCAAUGUUGACCAAGUCAAGAGCUAUAUUGGCACAUUCACAGACGAGCUCGAAGCUGCCAAAGCAUAUGACUUGUACUCAGUUGCAAUAAGAGGCCAAGAAGCCGCUCUAAACUUCGACUACAGCGCUGAAGAGAUGCUGGAAAUAAUUGAAGAUUACCUUAAAACAAGGAAGUAAAGUAAAUUAUUAACUUU